Messenger RNA from Racocetra persica, 811 nucleotides. The record is from the annotation of a GenBank genome assembly. NCBI's taxonomy places the organism in Eukaryota, Fungi, Glomeromycota, Glomeromycetes, Diversisporales, Gigasporaceae.
AGCUAAAAGCAAACAGAAGGAAUUAGAAAAAAACAUACUUACCAAAGUCUCAGGAAACAACCCAAGUACUUCAAGCUUUUUUAGCACUUCAAGCAACUCUAGCAGCUCUACCCAGGUGAGAUCAAAUACGUUGGUUGCCGAAAAUGUGGUUAUAGAAAGCUGCUUAGAUGGGUAUGAUAAUGACGAUGAUGAUUUAUGUGAUCCAGAUCUUUCAAGCGAUAAUGAGAACCCUAUUGACGAUGAUAUUUCAGUAAAUGAGUUAACUCAUUCGAAUUUUAAGCAAAAAAGCAGAGAAACUAUCAAUAAAAAUACAAAUUUACAGAAAAAAAUCUGGUUGGCUUCAACCAUUGGUGCUAUUGCUGAGGCAAUUUAUGAUGCAAUUAAAAAAAUAAAGUAUCCAACCAAUGAACACCUUAUGAAGAUAUGUUAUGACAUGCUAUCAGAUAUAAAAAAAGACGAAUUUCAAAAUAAAUCAAAUAUUGUGGUUAAAAACGCUAUUUUAACAAGAAUAUCUGUUCACUUUGAAUUCCCAGAUCUCGUAAAACUAAAAACAGGAAAUCGGCAGGUCAUGUAUAAAAAGGAACGAAAGUUCAAAGAAGCUGAUGUUACAAAGGAAUGUUAUUUAAAACUUAACCAUCCCAUUGACGUUAAUGACGAUUUGCAUUACACCUAUCUUAAUUUGAUAAUUAACUGUACCUUUGCAGAUCCUAAUACAGAAAAAAAUUCUAUUGCAUUUGGAAUGGCCGUUGCUUUAAACUAUCUUGAUCCUUCAAAAAGAAUUAGCAUGGUUCCAAGUGAAGUCAUAGAAUAA